Messenger RNA from Amblyraja radiata (thorny skate), 3475 nucleotides. RefSeq names its product phosphoribosylglycinamide formyltransferase (gene gart). The record is from RefSeq and is a predicted model, not a curated record. Gene Ontology annotation, biological process: 'de novo' IMP biosynthetic process; adenine biosynthetic process. Gene Ontology annotation, molecular function: phosphoribosylamine-glycine ligase activity; ATP binding; phosphoribosylglycinamide formyltransferase activity. Lineage: Eukaryota; Metazoa; Chordata; Chondrichthyes; Rajiformes; Rajidae. Bases 128 to 3169 code for a protein of 1013 amino acids. The transcript has 22 exons. Gene Ontology annotation, cellular component: cytosol.
GUCGCGGUAACUUCACCGCCCUCUCAAGCAAUGCAUUGCAGCGCCAUUUGUGCAAGUUAAAGACGUAUUCACUUUGGCCCCUGGAGCAGCACGUGUUUACAUCUGUGUUUCUAAGACGCGUUGGACAAUGGCAGAACGGGUGCUUAUCAUUGGCAGUGGAGGUCGUGAGCAUGCCCUGGCAUGGAAACUGGCCCAGUCACCACUUGUCCUGCAGGUUUUGGUUGCUCCAGGGAAUGCCGGAACAGCAGAGAGUGGGAAGAUCUCUAAUUCAGCUGUUUCUGUCAGCAAUCAUGCGAUUCUUGCCCAAUACUGCAAAGACCACAACAUUGGCCUGGUGGUGGUUGGGCCGGAAGCUCCCCUUGCAGCAGGAAUCGUGGACGACUUGACGGCUGCUGGAGUGAGAUGUUUUGGCCCCUCGGCAAAGGCAACACAAUUGGAAGCCAGCAAGCAUUUUGCUAAAGACUUCUUGGAUCGACACGAUAUUCCUACUGCUAGAUGGGAAGCAUUUACUGACUCUGGGGAAGCAUGUAGCUUCAUCCAGCGUGCCAAAUUCCCUGCUCUGGUAGUGAAAGCUAGUGGGCUGGCAGCUGGGAAAGGUGUUAUUGUCGCAGCUAACAAAGAAGAGGCUUGCAAAGCAGUCAAGGAUAUUAUGCAAGAAAAGGCGUUUGGUUCUGCGGGUGAAACUGUAGUUGUGGAAGAGCUGCUUGAGGGAGAAGAAGUAUCAUGCCUGUGUUUUAGUGAUGGUGUUACAAUCGCCUGCAUGCCACCAAGUCAAGAUCACAAGCGCUUAUUGAAUGGAGACCAGGGGCCUAACACUGGUGGAAUGGGAGCUUAUUGUCCAGUUCCUCAGGUUUCCAAAAAUAUUCUUCAGAACAUCAAGGAAAAUAUUCUUCAGAAAACAAUUGAUGGCAUGAGACGAGAAAGAAUUCCUUACACUGGGAUACUGUAUGCAGGGUUGAUGUUGACACAAGAAGGACCUAAAGUGCUGGAAUUCAAUUGUCGCUUUGGUGAUCCAGAAUGUCAGGUCAUUCUUCCUUUAUUAAACAGUGAUUUAUAUGAAUUGAUACAAGCGACUUUAGAUGGCAAGCUCUCUAAAGCCAUGCCUUCUUGGUUGGGAACCAGUACAGCCGUGACUGUGGUUAUGGCCAGCGGUGGAUAUCCAGGCAGCUACUCAAAGGGCCGUGAGAUCACAGGUUUAUCACUUGCAAAGGAUCUGGGCCUGCAAGUGUUCCAUGCAGGUACAGCACAAAAGGAUGGGAAAGUUGUCACCAGUGGUGGUCGAGUUCUUGCUGUAACUGCAAUCAAUAAGGACCUGAUCAGAGCAGUAGAAGAAGCCAAUAAAGGGGUAGAAAUUAUUCAGUUCCAGGAUGCUGUUUACAGAAAGGAUAUUGCACAUCGAGCGAUUGCCUUCAUAAAACAAUCCAGAGGAUUGACGUACAAAGACAGUGGAGUUGAUAUUGUGGCUGGAAAUGCAUUAGUCCAUUCAAUUAAACCACUUGCUGCAGCGACGUCCCGACCAGGCUGUAACGCUGAUCUUGGAGGAUUUGCUGGCAGCUUUGACUUAAAGGCAGCUGGAUACUCUGAUCCAAUCCUAGUCUCUGGAACUGAUGGAGUUGGAACCAAACUUAAGAUUGCGCAGAUGUGCAACAGACACGACACGUUGGGCCAGGACUUGGUGGCGAUGUGCGUGAACGAUAUCCUGGCACAAGGAGCGGAGCCACUUUUCUUCCUCGAUUACUUCUCCUGUGGUAAACUGGAUGUAAGCGUGGCACAGACUGUGAUUGCUGGCAUUGCAGAGGCCUGUAAAAUGGCAGGAUGUGCACUAGUAGGGGGAGAAACCGCAGAGAUGCCGGGAAUGUAUUCCUCGGGGCAGUACGAUCUGGCAGGCUUUGCGGUGGGAGCAGUAGAACGUGGACAGAUGCUCCCAAAGCUGGAGCGUAUCUGUGCUGGUGACGUUGUCAUUGGCGUUGCUUCAUCUGGUCUCCACAGUAACGGGUUUAGUCUUGUUCGAGCAAUCCUGGAGAAGUCGUCUUCACAUUGUUCCUCCCCAGCACCACCCAGCUAUGGUUCUCAGACACUAGGAGAAGUGCUGCUCACACCAACUAGAAUUUAUGCCAAGACCUUGCUGCCUAUUCUGCGUCAGGGGCAUGUGAAAGCCUACGCUCAUAUUACUGGAGGUGGACUGCUGGAAAAUAUUCCCAGAGUCCUUCCUGAAAAACUUGGUGUUGCAUUAGAUGCAUCGCUUUGGAAGAUUCCUGAAAUAUUUUCGUGGCUGCAAAGAACUGGUGCCCUUUCUGAAGAGGAAAUGGCUCGCACCUUUAAUUGUGGAGUUGGAGCUGUGCUGAUAGUGGACAAGGAGAAUGCUGCAGACGUCCUGGGAAAUGUACAAAGCCGCUGUGAGGCGUGGAUCAUUGGAACUGUUGUGCCGCACAAGACAGGCUGUGAAAGGGUAGCUAUUAAAAAUCUCAUGAAGACACUUCAUCUAAGCCAACCGGUGGAUGAAAGUGCUGGAGGUGGUGACGUAUCACAAUGUCAAGGGCAGACUCGGAAAAUGAGAUUGGGUGUUCUUAUCUCUGGAACAGGGACAAACCUUCAAGCCAUCAUAGAACACACAAAGGAUCCUGCCAGUCUUGCAGAAAUAGUCAUUGUUAUUUCCAACAAAACUGGUGUAGAGGGACUGAAGAAAUCAACCCGAGCUGGCAUUCCUACAAGGGUUAUUGACCACAAAUUAUUUGGAAGUCGUUCUGAAUUUGACAACACUGUCGAUCAGGUGCUUCAGGAAUUCUCUGUUGAACUGAUUUGCCUUGCCGGAUUUAUGAGAAUCCUCUCUGGUCCCUUUGUCAGAAAGUGGAAUGGGAAAGUGUUGAAUGUCCAUCCAUCACUGCUACCAUCCUUCAAGGGAAUUAAUGCUCACAAACAGGUGCUACAGGCUGGAGUACAGGUGACUGGCUGCACUGUGCAUUUUGUGGCUGAAGAAGUUGAUGCUGGUGCAAUCAUUGUACAGAAAGUGGUGCCAGUAAAGGUGGGGGAUACAGAAGAAACACUAUCGGAAAGAGUGAAAGAAGCAGAGCAUGUGGCAUAUCCAGCUGCUAUUCAUCUGGUGGCCAGCGGAGCACUAUAUUGCGGAGAAGAUGGGAAGAUUAGCUGGAAAGUACAUAAUUCCACUUGAAGCCAGGCACCAGGGGCUCAUUGGGAUUUGCUGCAAAAGGCAUGGAUGUUUUGCAAACUGUACCCAACAUAAGUCCACAUUUAGUCUGCUUUCAGUCUCUCUUGUCGUGCGUGCGUCCCACACCAGCUGUGAAUCCCACUAACUCCCUUUGUAUUAACUAUUACUCAUUUUGAUAUUAUAACUUAAGUAGGUUAUUAAAAGAGUGCCAUGCCAUUCCAACAGAACUUCCAUAGACCGCCACAAAACUGCAGAGAAGAAGAAAAUUUGUACAUUUUUUUGUGUUAAUAAAACCUUUCUAAAGAUUAA